Molecule: messenger RNA, 606 nt
Organism: Salvia splendens (bonfire salvia)
Lineage: Eukaryota; Viridiplantae; Streptophyta; Magnoliopsida; Lamiales; Lamiaceae
Product: ADP-ribosylation factor-like
Exons: 6
Coding region: 1-552 (183 amino acids)
Molecular function (GO): GTPase activity; GTP binding
Source: RefSeq, a predicted model, not a curated record
AUGGGGGUGUCUUUCACCAAGCUUUUCAGCCGAUUGUAUGCCAAAAAGAAGUUGCGGAUUGUUAUGGUAGGUCUUGAUGAUGUCUGUAAGACCACUAUACUGUACAAGCUCAAGCUGGGAGAAAUAGUCACAACCAUCCCCACAGUUGGAUUCAAUGUGGAGACAGUCGAAUAUAAGAACAUUAAGUUCACUGUUUGGGAUGUUGGGGGUCAACAAAGGUAUAAGAUUCGGCCAUUGUGGAGACAUUACUUUCAGAAUACUCAAGGUGUAAUCUUUGUAGUUGAUAGUAAUGAUCGAGAUCGUAUUGUUGAGGCUAGGGAUAUAAUGCAUAUGAUGUUAAACGAGGACGACCUAAGGAAUGCUGUGUUGCUUGUUUUUGCUAACAAAAAUGAUCUUCGAAAUGCUAUGAGUGUUGCUGAGAUAACUGACAAGCUAGGACUUCACUCUCUCCAGCAACGCCAAUGGCACAUCCUGAGUACAUGUUCCACCUCCGGGGAAGGGCUAUACGAGGGGCUGGAUUGGCUCUCGGACAACUUCGCUGAUAAGGCUUAAGAAAGAAAGAUGCUGGAUGAUUUUUGGUGACUUAAGUGAAGAUUUAGACUUUCA